GCACUAGGCGGGCGGCGGGCGCGGAGCCACCGGAGCUCUCCAGGGUGCUGGGGCGCUGCCCGCCCGCCUUCCCGCGGGAGGGGCGCGGCCGCCCUCGCCCAUCGAGCCGCUCCGCCGAGCCCCUCCGAUGCCUCGGACAGCACCGCUCCCGGGGUCCGCCGCGCCUGCGAGCAGCAUGGCCCGGAUUAGGUACCUCCGCGCGGCUGUGUCGGGCUUUUAUCUGUGGGAAGCUGCGCUACUUCUCAGCUUGGUAGCCACAAAGGAAACGGACAGUGCAAGAUCUCGUAGCAUGCCAAUGUCACCAUCGGAUUUCCUGGAUAAGCUAAUGGGUAGGAUGUCAGGCUACGAUGCAAGGAUCAGACCAAAUUUCAAAGGUCCUCCAGUUAAUGUCACAUGCAACAUAUUUAUAAACAGCUUUGGGUCCAUUGCAGAGACAACCAUGGAUUACCGAGUGAACAUCUUUCUCCGUCAGAAUUGGAAUGAUCCACGCCUUGCAUACAGCGAAUAUCCAGAUGACUCUUUAGAUUUAGAUCCAUCCAUGUUGGAUUCAAUUUGGAAACCUGAUUUGUUCUUUGCUAAUGAAAAAGGUGCCAACUUUCAUGAAGUUACAACAGAUAAUAAAUUGUUGCGGAUAUUCAAAAAUGGAAAUGUACUUUAUUCCAUCAGGUUGACUUUAAUACUGUCCUGUCCGAUGGAUCUCAAAAAUUUUCCAAUGGAUGUGCAAACAUGUAUAAUGCAGCUGGAAAGCUUUGGAUACACAAUGAAUGAUCUCAUUUUUGAGUGGCAAGAAAAGGGAGCAGUUCAAGUAGCAGAAGGUCUCACUCUGCCACAGUUUCUGUUGAAAGAAGAAAAGGAUUUAUGUUACUGCACCAAGCAUUAUAAUACAGGAAAGUUUACAUGUAUUGAAGUCCGAUUUCACCUUGAGAGACAGAUGGGUUACUAUCUCAUCCAGAUGUACAUACCAAGCCUAUUGAUUGUGAUUCUCUCCUGGGUGUCAUUUUGGAUCAAUAUGGAUGCAGCUCCAGCCAGAGUGGCUUUAGGCAUAACAACUGUGCUGACCAUGACAACACAAAGCUCAGGUUCACGAGCAUCUCUUCCAAAGGUGUCAUAUGUCAAAGCCAUUGACAUCUGGAUGGCAGUGUGUCUGCUCUUUGUAUUUUCUGCACUUUUGGAGUAUGCAGCUGUAAACUUUGUAUCAAGGCAGCAUAAAGAACUUCUGCGCUUCCGCCGCAAAAGGAAGAAGAGCAAGUAUUUUGAGGGAAUUCUUGAUGGAAAUGAAAUCAGUGAAUCAUUACAGCAUAGCAAUGGCUUGAGAUGUACAGGACCUAUAGACGGGACUUUGCCUCAAAUCUACAGUACAAAUUUAAGGGAUGAGGAUGCACGUGAAAGUCAGUUUAGCUUUACAGCAUAUGGAGUGGGCCCAUGCGUGCAAGCAAAAGAUGGAAUGACACAAAAGGGGCCAAAUAAUCCUGUUCAAGCUGUACCAAAAAGCCCUGAUGAGAUGAGAAAGGUGUUCAUUGACCGGGCCAAGAAAAUAGACACAAUAUCCAGAGCUUGUUUCCCAUUAGCCUUUCUGAUUUUCAACAUUUUUUAUUGGGUAAUUUACAAAAUCAUCAGGCAUGAGGACAUUCACCAAUAACAAGACUAAGGCUUGCAAUACAUAAAGAUCUGGCUGUCACACUCGACCAGAAGAUUUUUGUUAGAAAUGCACAUCAGAGGAGUCACUGGAAGAGUUAAAAACACUGAGGUGGUGAAAAAAGAUCCUGUGUGGCCUGCAAUGACCAGGAUGGAAGAAUGACACCCAGAAAAGAUACAUCUGCUAUUGCAAACUUUCCUUGUAAAACUAAAUAUUAACAAAUUUUUCAUUGUAAAUCACUCUCUACUGAAGCUUUACUGCCAAGUAUUUGUACAUACUGUUACACAGUGGUAUAACUGUACAGUACUCUCUGAUGGUCCUUAUUUUUUUUUUAAUUCUAAUGUAUUUUUAAUUUUAAAAAUUGUUCCUGAGUACCUUACGUAAAUCCCACAGUAUUACAGAAUAGAUUAGUGUUUGUAACCUUGAUUUCAACUUUACAAUAUUAUGACAAAUUACUGAUUGGACAAAAAAUUUAAAGGACUUGAUCUAGUCUUAAGGACAGUACUGGUGGUUUUACAAUGAAUAUAUUUGACAUAUUUAAGUCAUAUAAUUUACUAAAUGUAUUUAUAUUACUGUUCCCCUGGAAGCUGUUUAUUGAAAUAGUCUCUGACAGCACAAAGUAUACAGCCUAAUAGUCUGCCUAUCACAUGAGAAAUAUAUUAAAAUUUGUAAGGUA
This is a messenger RNA of Chiroxiphia lanceolata (lance-tailed manakin), 2312 nucleotides long. It is a transcript of the gene GLRA3, whose product is annotated as glycine receptor alpha 3. The record is from RefSeq and is a predicted model, not a curated record. Bases 128 to 1639 code for a protein of 503 amino acids. Gene Ontology annotation, biological process: chemical synaptic transmission; chloride transmembrane transport; nervous system process. Gene Ontology annotation, cellular component: synapse; plasma membrane; neuron projection. NCBI's taxonomy places the organism in Eukaryota, Metazoa, Chordata, Aves, Passeriformes, Pipridae. Gene Ontology annotation, molecular function: transmembrane signaling receptor activity; glycine binding; transmitter-gated monoatomic ion channel activity. The transcript has 10 exons.